AUAGUUCAAGAAUACGAAAGAGCAAUCAUCUUUCGCCUCGGCAGGGCGCUUCAAGAGGCCAAAGGACCAGGUUUAUUUUUUGUCCUCCCGUGCACGGACCAGUUCACAAGAGUUGACCUCAGGACGGUCUCCUUUGAAGUCCCCCCACAAGAGAUCCUCACAAAAGACUCAGUGACGGUAGCAGUCGAUGCAGUGGUCUACUACCGCAUCUCGAACCCCAUGAUUUCGGUGGUCAACGUAGAAAAUGCCGCCAGAUCCACGCAACUUCUCGCCCAGACCACCCUCAGAAACAUCCUGGGCACCAAAACUCUGAGUGAGAUACUGACUGAUAGAGAGUCAAUAAGUACCAUGAUGCAGCAUGUUCUUGACGACGGUACAGACCCAUGGGGUGUGCAGGUUGAAAGGGUUGAAAUCAAGGACGUAAGACUACCAGUCCAACUUCAAAGAGCCAUGGCCACUGAAGCUGAAGCUCAAAGAGAGGCCCGGGCAAAGGUGAUCGCAGCGGAGGGCGAGAAGAAGGCCUCCCACGCGCUGAAGGAAGCAGCUGACGUCAUCAACCAAUCAGCGAACGCCCUUCAACUUCGCUACCUUCAAACCUUGACUCAGAUAUCAGCCGAAAAGAACUCGACCAUCAUAUUUCCGCUUCCGGUUGACCUACUCAACGCGUGCGUGGGCACGAAAAAUGGUGGUGACGCAACGUCGGCCGCUGCAAGCGCUCCACCCGCCAACGACGACGAUGACGAUGAUGAAGAUGACGGUGCUGGCAAUGAUAACGCUGCUCUCAAUGAUAAUAAUAAUAACAAUCGUGAUGACGAUGAUAAUAAUAAUAAUGACGACGAUGAUGGUGGCGACGACGAUGUCGAUCGGCGUAUUUUGUCGGCGUCAUCUUCGACGGUUUUCGAGCCGGUUGUACCGACCUACUUCUGA
Helobdella robusta is the source of this 927-nucleotide messenger RNA. RefSeq lists its product as hypothetical. The transcript is spliced from 6 exons. Gene Ontology annotation, cellular component: plasma membrane. The record is from RefSeq and is a predicted model, not a curated record. NCBI's taxonomy places the organism in Eukaryota, Metazoa, Annelida, Clitellata, Rhynchobdellida, Glossiphoniidae. The annotation marks the transcript as partial.